AUGGAGUGUGAAGAAAUCCAUUACCCUUUUGAGCCUACUACCUACAUUGAUGAACUUCAUGAAUGUAGUAGCUUCGAAACUACGUUUCCUUUCCAAAAUGAUCCUCCCAAUUCCUCCAACACCACGCCAGAAGUAAUUUCUAGUGAUGUUGACAUUGAAAGCUUGCUCCAAAUAGAGACAAAUCUCAUGGACUUCGAUCUCAUCGACGAAGAUGCCAUUGUGAGUCAUGAAAUUAGUGUAGAAGACACCACAUCGGAGCAUCAAAUGAGCCAACAAGUCCAAGAGAGAGAUUUUCGAGUAGAGUAUCAGAAUUCCCAAUUGAAAGAAAUUCAAGAAGAGUUGAUGGAAGAAAGCAGCUUAACUGAUCUCCUGCUGACAGGAGCUGAAGCUGUUGAAGCAGAGAACUGGUCUCUUGCUUCUACCGUCAUCGCGAAGCUUAAUGAUAUCCUCUUUGAUCAGAAUGGAGAUGAUCCAUUAAACAGGUUGGCUUGUUUCUUUGCACAAGGCCUGCAUUACAAGAGCAUCAAUUCCCCCGAGUUCUUGCAGGAACCGGUUUCUAGGCAGACUAACACACUGACCGCCUUUCAGAUGCUUCAAGAGCUCUCCCCAUACGUGAAAUUCGCGCAUUUCACAGCCAAUCAAGCAAUCCUUGAGGCCACACAAGGUGAUCAGGAGGUACAUGUCAUUGACUUCGACAUUAUGGAGGGUAUUCAAUGGCCUCCACUAAUGGUUGAUCUUGCAGUGAGAAAAGAUGCUUCCCUUAGAAUAACAGCAAUAGUUUUCGACCAACAAAACUCCUGCAGCAUUCAACAGACGGGGAGAAGACUGAAAGAGUUUGCUGAUUCGAUAGAUCUUCCGUUCUUGUUUGAUCAAAUGCUGAUGGUGAAAGAAGAAGAUUUUGAAAGGUUUGAGAAGGGUAGUACAUUGAUAGGCAAUUGUAUGAUUCACCAGCUCCACAUGCCCCACAGAGGCCUCUCAUUGGUGAAGACCUUUUUGGGUGGUAUGAGCAAACUGUCCCCUAAGAUUGUUGUUCUAGUAGAAGAAGAACUGUUCAACUUUGCUAAAAUCCCAACCAUGUCCUUUGUGGAGUUCUUCUACGAGGCCCUCCACCAUUUCACUGCACUUUUUGAUUCACUCAUGAGUGGAUUUUGUGGAGGAUACAAAUUGGCAUUGAGAGUGAUAGAGAAGGAGUUUUUGGGGAUAAGGAUUUUAGAUAGUGUGAGACUAUUCCCUUGUGAGAAGGGAGACAGGAAAUUGUGGGGAGAUGGAUUUGCUUCGUUGAAGGGGUUUAGGGCAAUCCCAAUGAGUCCUUGCAAUGUGUCACAGGCCAAGUUCUUGGUCACUUUGUUCAGUGGAGGGUAUUGGGUGCAACAUGAGGAAUGCAGGUUGGCCUUGUGUUGGAAGUCAAGGCCUCUAACAACAGCUUCCAUUUGGGUGCCUAUAUCAAAGCCAAGGCUUGCAAGGUCAACUAGUGCUUUCUAGAUAUUUUUUUUAUUUAUUUUUAUUUUUAUUUUUAUUUUUUUUGGGAUCUAGGAUUCUUGAUGGAUCAAGUUAUCUCACUAAACUCCAUUGAAUUGGAGGCAAAAGUGUAUUGGAAUUUGCAAUGUAAAUAGUCAAUAGACUUGGAUUACUUAAAAUGGUUGAUUGGUUAUUAAUAGUGGGUAACAUUGUUUUCAUUUCGUAAGCAAGUAGGUUG
Cornus florida is the source of this 1696-nucleotide messenger RNA. Its product is annotated as protein NODULATION SIGNALING PATHWAY 2-like. Gene Ontology annotation, molecular function: DNA-binding transcription factor activity; sequence-specific DNA binding. The coding region runs from base 1 to 1482 and encodes 493 amino acids. Gene Ontology annotation, cellular component: nucleus. The record is from RefSeq and is a predicted model, not a curated record. The transcript has a single exon. Gene Ontology annotation, biological process: regulation of DNA-templated transcription. Lineage: Eukaryota; Viridiplantae; Streptophyta; Magnoliopsida; Cornales; Cornaceae.